UAGCAUCUAUCCUGAAGCUGGAGGUACAUUCAUGAAAGCAAAGAUCAGUCCUGAGGAGAAACAUCAUUUAUAUAUCUCAGAAGCUGAACUACAGAUGCAUCAAGCACGGACUCCGUUGUGGGCAAAACCUGAGAUAUACUUUCAGUGGAAGCCACGAAUAUGGAUGAAACAAAUGCUGCUUGGGGGGAAAUUGAAAUCGAAAGAAUUCCAACUCGCAUGAUUGAAGCAAGGUCAAGAGGCUUGGUUCCAGUUUUUGACUAUCUUCCGAUUCCCAAAAUACAACAAACAAGGAACCCUGCUCUAGAUAGCAAUAUCAAUGGGCAACUUCAGCAUCAGAGGUCUGGGCUUUCUGCUAACAGGAGGCUUUCAGGUGGGAGCAGCUCUGGCUCUCUUGACUCUAUGACUGAUGGUGGUGCUCCAGUGGUAGAAUUUCACAAUGGCAUUGAAGAAACUGAAUCUGAUGGUUCUCAAAUGCCAGUAGAAACCAAGGGCUUUGUAUUUAAUAACGACAGCCCAAAAACAAAGGCUCGGCUUGAGAUUGUAAAUAAUAGAGAGAGCUUAAAAAUGGAGGCUCAACUCAAGUUUGUAAAUAGUAACAAGGCAGGCCUGAAAAUGGAGAAUCAUUUUGAAGAUGAAGGUGGUGAGUUUGAUUAGAGCUUUGACUGAGUUAACAUUAUAUUCCCUUUUUUCUCCUCAGGUGUGCAGAUAUUCUUUCAUUCUCCUGUGGGGUAAUCAUUAACAGUCUUAAUAUAGUGGGUGGAAAUUUAGAAAAUAGUGUGAUGUAGAAUUGUGAAUACUAUGCUGUUGGGGUUUCAUCUACUGUUGACUUUUGUAAAUAAAACGUACAAUAUAUUUUCAAUAAUCAGUUAUGAUAUGUAAAUAAUAGCAUCAUGUAAUAACUCUCUCUCUCUUUCUUUAUUCUAUUAAUUC
Corylus avellana is the source of this 930-nucleotide messenger RNA. It is a transcript of the gene G18F, whose product is annotated as autophagy 18 F-like protein. NCBI's taxonomy places the organism in Eukaryota, Viridiplantae, Streptophyta, Magnoliopsida, Fagales, Betulaceae. The record is from RefSeq and is a predicted model, not a curated record.